AUGGCGGAAAAGAAGAGUCAAGAUGCGGCCCAACCAUCGUCGGCAGACCUACCUCCAAACAUGGCAGAAGUCAAGUCAAUGAGCGUGGAUGAACUAGUGAAAGAAAUGAACCGGAUGCCACUGUUCAUGACCAGCCUGGACGAGACGGACGGUGAGGGGGGCGAGAACGUGGCCUUGGAGGCGUUGAAAGCGCUGGCCUACGAAGGUACUCGCGCCGAAGUGGCAGAAAACUUCCGUCAGCAAGGCAACGAGUGCGCCAGAGCGAAACAAUGGACCAACGCCAAAGAGUUCUAUGACAAGGCCAUAGCAGCUCUCAAAGGACCUCAGAAAGCAUUGGACCCAGACGCUGAAGGACCGGAUGUGAUUGACGUUGAAGUAAACGAAGCAGAAGAGGCAAAGAAGGAAAAAGCAAUUGAAGAGGCAUGCUACGUCAACAGAGCUUUGUGCAACCUGGAAAAAAAAAACUAUCGCUCCUGUAUCCUAGACUGUGCAUCAACACUUCGAAUCAACCCAACCAAUGUGAAAGCCUUCUACCGUUCUGCGACCGCGUGUCUCGCACUGGACAAGCUCCCAGAAGCAGAAUGGGCAUGCAAUCGCGGUCUAGCCACUGACCCGGCCAAUGCGCCGCUCCAGGCGCUCCAGGCCAAAAUCACGGCAAGGAAACAAUACGUUGCCUCUGUGGAAGCGGGACGCCGAGCACGAGAGGAGAAGGCCGCUUCGGAACGGGCGACUCUGACGCUUGCACUGAAGGCCCGGAACAUCAUGACGAGGAGCACCGAGACGCCGCCGGAUCUAGAAGAUGCAGCGAUGAAGCUGCAAGACCCCAUGGACCCUUCAUCCUUGCUCACAUUCCCCGUCAUCCUGCUCUAUCCCACAGAUUCGCAGUCGGAUUUCGUCAAAGCCUUCUCGGAGAGGGAGAAGCUGGAGGAGCAUCUUGACUACAUAUUUCCCCUGCCAUGGGACGAAAAGCACGAGUAUACGGUUGAGAAUGUGGAGGCUUACAUGGAGACGACAGCCGGCGGUUUAAUCAAGGUAGGAAAGAAGAUGACUCUAGGCAAGGUUCUCGGGAGCGGGAAGACGGAGGUCGUGGACGGAUUGGUAAGGAUCAGUGUGGUGCCCAAGGACAAAGCCGCAGGGUGGAUCGAGGAGUUCAAGAAAAGGAGAGGCAAGACAGCUUAA
Plenodomus lingam JN3 is the source of this 1179-nucleotide messenger RNA. RefSeq lists its product as uncharacterized. Gene Ontology annotation, cellular component: cytosol; nucleus. The record is from RefSeq and is a predicted model, not a curated record. Lineage: Eukaryota; Fungi; Ascomycota; Dothideomycetes; Pleosporales; Leptosphaeriaceae. Gene Ontology annotation, biological process: protein folding. Gene Ontology annotation, molecular function: Hsp90 protein binding; Hsp70 protein binding.